AUGAUUCUGUGUUGCAUACAAUCAAUAAUUGACCCACCCUUUUAUAAAACAAAGUUUUCUUUUAAAUUUCUCACACAAAUCAUAUUUGAAUAUAUACAAAGAAAGCUAUCUAACAUGGAAGCACUUCAGAAACCUCUCGCUGUAAUUCUUUUUUUGAUUAUCAUCUUGUGCGAUGUGCCUCUGGCAAGAUCAAAGAAUAGAGAGAAUAAUCAAACUACUUACAUUGUUCAUGCUGCCAAAUCCAUGAUGCCAACAAGCUUCAACCACCAUUCAAUCUGGUACACAUCAAUUUUGAAGUCAGUAUCCAAAUCAGCUGAAAUGAUCUACACCUAUGAUAAGGCAAUAAAUGGAUUCUCGACAAGUUUGACAGUUGAAGAACAUCGGUUACUAAAGAGCCAACCAGGGAUUCUAAAGGUGACACCAGAUAAAAUGUACAAACUCCACACAACUCGGACACCAAAGUUUCUUGGGCUCGAUAAAAUUUCUAUCUCGCUCCCUACGCUAGACAAAAGUAGUGAUGUAAUCGUGGGAGUCCUUGACACGGGUAUAUGGCCCGAAAGCAAGAGCUUUGAUGAUACUGGAUAUGGGCCAAUUCCAAGCAGUUGGAAAGGAAUAUGUGAUACAGGUAUAAAUUUUACAACAUCUAAUUGUAAUAAGAAAUUGAUUGGUGCUAGGUUCUAUCGAAAGGGUUUCGAGGCAUCUAUUGGUUCAACUGAUGAAACCAAAUUGCCUAAAACACCUCGAGAUGAUUUUGGCCAUGGAACCCACGCCGCGAGCAUAGCUAUUGGAUCUCCGGUGAAGAACGCAAGUCUUUUUGGAUUAGCCAACGGGACCGCGCGUGGGAUGGCGAUUGGUGCUAGAGUUGCUAUGUACAAGGUUUGUUGGUUAGGAGCUUGUCGUAUGUCUGAUAUAUUGGCUGCAAUAGAUCAGGCCAUUGCCGACAACGUCAAUAUUCUGUCAUUGUCGCUUGGAGAUAUACCACUUGAUUACUUUGAGGAUAAUUUAGCAAUUGGAGCCUAUGCAGCAAUGGAGCAUGGCAUUCUAGUUUCAUGCUCUGCGGGGAACUCCGGUCCUAGUUCUUUGAGUGUCACUAAUUUAGCACCCUGGAUUACAACCGUGGGAGCUGGAACACUUGAUAGAGAUUUCCCUACAUACAUCAGGCUUGGAAACGGACAAAAUUAUUCAGGUGUAUCCUUUUAUAAUGGAAAAUCUUUUCCCGAAACUCUCCUGCCGUUCAUAUAUGCAGGAAAUGCAAGCAAUGAAGAAGGAAACAAUGAUGGAACAUGUCUUCCAGGUAGUUUGGCUCCAGAAAAAGUAGCGGGAAAGAUUGUAUUGUGUGAUCGUGGAAAGGUUGAAAGGGUGGAGAAAGGAAGUGUAGUGAAAUCUGUUGGUGGUUUGGGCAUGGUGUUAGCCAACACUGAGAAGGAUGGAGAAAGACCUAUGCCUGAUGCCCAUAUUUUUCCAGCAACUGCAGUUGGUUUCACAGAUGGCGAAGCCAUCAAGAAAUACUUGUUUUCUGAUCCAAAAUCGACGGGUACAAUUGUGUUUCAAGGAACAAAGCUUGAGGUUAAACUGUCUCCUACGGUUGCAUUUUUCAGCUCACGAGGACCCAAUUUAAUAACCCCGCAAAUACUGAAGCCUGAUUUAAUUGCGCCAGGUUUUAACAUUUUAGCAGCAUAUCCAAAGAAUUUGAGUCCUACAGGUUUGACUUCAGAUCCUAGGCGCGUAGAUUUCCACAUUAUGUCAGGAACAUCAAUGUCAUGUCCACAUGUAAGUGGACUAGCAGCUUUGAUCAAAUCGAUUCAUCCAGACUGGAGCCCAGCUGCCAUUCGAUCUACGUUGAUGACAACCGCUUAUACGGCUUAUAAAAACAAUCAGACAUUAUUGGACGACGCAACUAAAAAGCCAGCAACUCCAUUUGAUUUUGGUGCUGGACAUGUUGAUCCUGUUUUCGCACUAAAUCCCGGGCUUGUCUAUGAUUUGAGAGUGGAUGACUACUUGAGUUUCCUCUGUGCAUUGAACUACUCACCUGCUCAGAUUGAAAUUGUAGCGAGGAGAAAGUACACGUGCGAUCCAAAUAAACAAUACAGUGUAACAAACCUUAAUUAUCCUUCAUUCGCUGUGGUCUUUGAUGGUGGAAAUGAUGAGAUUAAACACAGUCGGACUCUUACCAAUGUGGGUGCGGUAGGAACAUACAAGGUAUCAGUUAAGUCAGAUGUUCCAUCUGUCAAAAUCUCGGUUGAACCAGAAGUGUUAAGUUUUAAGAAAAAUGAGAAAAAAUCAUACAUAGUUACAUUUACUAAUUCAACUCCGAAACAAAAUAUUACUCAAAGUUUUGGUAGCUUAGAAUGGUCUGAUGGAAGAACUGUUGUUAGAAGUCCUAUAGCAUUUAGGUGGAAAAUACAGUAAAAGCUUGAUGUUUUAUUGUUAUGAUUGUAUAAUAAUAUAAUAAAACAUUAUGUCUGUAUACCAAGCCAAAGUAAUUCCAAAAAAACAGUUCAAUACAAAUAGCAAAACAACACUCUAAAUACAUUGGCCAGAUAACUGCAAAGUGAAAGCAAACCUAAUUGGCACUGAUACA
This is a messenger RNA of Vicia villosa (hairy vetch), 2581 nucleotides long. Its product is annotated as subtilisin-like protease SBT1.7. The transcript has 2 exons. The coding region runs from base 1 to 2409 and encodes 802 amino acids. Gene Ontology annotation, molecular function: serine-type endopeptidase activity. Lineage: Eukaryota; Viridiplantae; Streptophyta; Magnoliopsida; Fabales; Fabaceae. Gene Ontology annotation, biological process: proteolysis. The record is from RefSeq and is a predicted model, not a curated record.